Molecule: messenger RNA, 2938 nt
Organism: Mytilus californianus (California mussel)
Lineage: Eukaryota; Metazoa; Mollusca; Bivalvia; Mytilida; Mytilidae
Exons: 9
Coding region: 2465-2932 (155 amino acids)
Source: RefSeq, a predicted model, not a curated record
CACACACCUUUGAUCCGCCUAUGAAUACUAAGCGGUGAUAAAACUGAAUAGCAGAAAUGGUGACUUUUUCAAGUUCAGGUUGUAUAUAAAUGCCAAACGAAUGACCAACUUUAACUAAUUAAGUCCACAAUAUAAUUAUAUCGUCAUAUUGACAAAAAUGAUAGUCGGAAAUUAUCAAAUAGAACGAAAGCACGCGUGCGCGGCUUUUGGCGGCAUUUCUCUGCAUACGCGCGUUGGUCAAGUCACUCCUAAAUCCAAAACAGCACAUCACCCAGAAGAAGAUUGUAUUAGAAGUUUUGUUUUAUAGUCUGUUGGUUAUUUGAUUAUAAGUAGUCUGGAUAUACCAUUAUAAAAUAGGAUGGCAGAAGGAAAUGGAAGAGAUCUACCUCGCUCAUAUCUUAGAAGAUGGAGAAUGUAUAACACUGAGGUAGAAAACUUGGCUUGCCUAAGUGAUGAUGAGGAAAGUGUGUCGAGCCAUGUAUCAGCUGUACAAGAAGGUUCAGAAAGAAUGCAUGAAUUGUCUGAAAGUCAGAGCAGUAACAUUAAUAUUAAUCAUGAAUAUGGCAACAAUGAAAAUGAAGCGAGUAGUGAUAAUGUCGAAAGCAGUAAUGAUGAAGAAAUAAGUAGUGAAGAAGAACAGAGUAGUGAAAAUGAUAGUUCUGGAAGUAGCCGAGUAUCAAGUGAAGAUGAACAAUCUGAUUCUGAUAAUAAUGAUCUUUGUAAAGAUUUAGCUGAAUGGGCCACUGAGAACAAAACAUCAAGAGAUGGCUUAAAUUCUUUGUUAUUUAUCUUUAGAAAAUAUGGACACCGCGUUCCAAAGGAUUCUAGAACACUGUUAAAAACUCCUCGACAUAUCGAUAUAAAUAAAAAAUGUGGAGGUGACUAUAUAUAUUUAGGAAUUGAAAGUGGUAUUUUAAAAAUUUUGACUCAAAACGCAAGACAUUUUACAAGAAAUAAUGAGCUGUUGUUAGAUUUUAACAUUGAUGGUGUCCCACUUUUUAAAUCAUCAAACACACAGUUUUGGCCUAUAUUAUGCAGUUUGUCAAAAUAUGAACCUUUUAUAGUGGCUUUAUACUGUGGAAAUUCCAAGCCAAAUUCUGUGCAGGCUUAUUUGUCAGAUUUUUUAGGAGAGUUGGAAAAUUUAAAAACGCAUGGAAUAACUUUUAAUGAAAUUUUAUACACCGUCAAAUUAAAUGCUUUUAUAUGUGAUGCUCCAGCCAGGUCCUUCAUAAAAUGUACUGUAGGUCACAAUGGUUACUACAGCUGUGAAAGAUGUACCAUUAGGGGUGAGUGGAAUGGCCGUGUUGUUUUUAAUUCAUCUGAUAACAGUCCUCCAUUGCGAACUGAGGAGGAAUUUAGAGCAUGCCUAUACAGCAACCAUCAAACAUCACGCUCACCAUUAAUAGAUGCAGGACUGUUUUGCAUAAAUACCUUCCCACUUGACUACAUGCAUUUAGUUUGUCUAGGUGUAGUGAAGAGGAUUCUUAUGUUCCUGAAGCAAGGUCCAAGGGAGUGCAAGUUGUCACAACAACAACUUAAAUUGAUAUCAGACAAACUAAAAAACCUCCGUGGGAAAAUGCCAAGGGAGUUUGCUAGACAGCCACGUUCUCUUGAAUUGGACAAAUGGAAAGUAACAGAAUUCAGACAGUUUGUCUUGUACAGUGGGCCCUUAGUGCUGAAGUCUGUUCUUUCUAGGGCUAUGUACAACCAUUUUUUAACAUUGACCGUGGCCUUAAGCAUUCUUUUAGACUCAAUUAAAGAAACCAGAAAUGCCUACUUGGAUUAUGCCCAAGAACUUAUGACAUAUUUUGUGAAGAAUGCCACAACUCUAUAUGGAAAUACAUUUGUUUCCUAUAAUGUUCAUGCAUUGGUCCAUGUUACUGAUGACGUAAAAAACUAUGAUACAUCACUCAACGAUUUGAGUGCAUUUCAGUUUGAAAAUUAUUUACACCAGAUUAAAAAGAAGGUUAAAAAUGGACAAAACCCUAUUGUGCAAGUAGUCAAGCGAUUGACAGAGGCAGAAAAGUCUAAUAUUCGUCGUAUUCAUAGUAAGACCUUUAUGUAUGUAUCCAUGAAAAAAAAGGAUGGUUGUUUUCUUCUCUGGAAUCAGAAUUUCGCCUUUGUCAGAGAACGACGCCCAGGAAAAAAAUAUGUUUGUGAUAUAUUAAAGCCACAAUAUACUGAACAAUUUUUCAAGGAGCCAUGUGAUUCCAAAUUGAUUAACAUUGCUGUUGCUAAAAACAUAGAAAGAUAUGCUUCAAGGCAAAUGGUGGAAGAAGCUGACAUUGAAAGAAAAGUUGUUUGCUUGCCAUAUGAAGGAGGGUACCUGUUGAUGCCUAUGUUGCAUGGUAUUGAGAGACAUUAGGAAAAUAGUGAAGCAACAUGGGCGUUGGCUGUUUGGAAGGAGCAGGGUGAAGAGGAGGAGGGAACUUUACCACUCUCUUGGAUUGGAGAGAAACACAUCAUGUGGCCACCUGGCACCAAUGUAAAAAGGUUAAUGAAAGAGAUGAAAAAACCAAGUGACAACUGGAUGAAGUUUGAGUUGGUAAAAAUCAAGUUUAAAUCUAACAAAAGAAAAGAAUGUGAAGAUUAUGACUUUACCACUACAGCUGAAUUAUCUCCUGAUGAAGCUGAUAGUGAUCAUGGGAAAAAAAGGAUACUUAAGAAAAAAGUGUUCCAAGACUUUAUUACAGAAAUUGGUAAUGAAGAAGGCACAAAAGCUACUGAUAAAUCAGUUGGAGCAUCUAAAAAUGGAAAAAAUAAGGAUAAGGGUGAAAGUCAAGCUACUGUUCCAAGAAACCAAGAAAAAUCUUCAUCAAUGCCGAAGCCUCCCACAAAGUUAAUUGAAAGAAACGCACAGUGCAAAGAAUUGGUUACAGAGAAGAAGAGUUCCAGUCAGACUUCUAACCACAGAGAUUCUAGAUCGCCAUAAAAAAAA